ACAAUCUCUCUUUCUCUCUCUUCAAAUCAACAGUUUUCAUUAAAAAGAACUCGACUUUAUCAAUCAAGAUGGGUUGUUUUCAUGUGAAAUUCAUUGGGUCGAUGAGAAAUAAGCGAACCAAUCAGAGGAGAAUCGCCAAUAGAGAACUUAACGGCGAUCAUGAGAUUCCGGUGAAGAUGAAAAGCUUCAGAUGGGAGGAAUUGAAGAAAGCCUCAAAGGAUUUCUCCAAAUUGAUUGGAUCGGGUGGGUUAAGCAACGUUUAUCUAGCUCAUUUCUCUCUUACAUCUCUUGCCGCAGUUAAGAUUAUUCAGUGCGGCGGCAGUGAGCGGCUCAGCCGUGUUUUCAGGCAAGAACUUGAAAUUUCCAGGCAAAUUGAGCAUGAGAAUAUUGUCAAACUCAUCGGUUACAGUGAAACCCAAGAUGAAGGAGCCUUGAUUUUUGAAUACAUCUCCAAUGGAACCUUACAAGAGAAACUCCAUAGUCAUCAUCAAGAAGUUCUCUCAUGGAAGUCUAGAAUGGUAAUAGCUUUCCAACUAGCCGGAGCGAUUCAAUACCUUCAUGACAAGUGUUCUCUCCAUAUAAUACAUGGAGACAUCAAACCCUCAAACAUCUUGUUAGACCAGCGUCUCAAUUGUAAGCUUUGCGAUUUUGGGUCGGCGAAAAUGGGAUUCUCCUCCAUGGUAUUGCCCCCGUCUUCGGCCGACAGAAAUCUCAUUAUGGGUUCUCCGGGAUACGUCGAUCCUCAGUUCCUAAGAACGGGGAUUGCGUCGAAGAAGAGCGAUGUGUAUAGUUUUGGAGUUAUAAUGUUGGAACUCAUCACGGGAAUGGAGGCGUUCUGCCCUGAGAAGGGGCAGAUGUUAACGUCGGUGGUUGGGACCGACGUUGGAAAAACGGUGAAAAUGGUGGACCCGAGUCUUAAAGGAAACUUUGUUUUAGAAGAAGUGAAAGCGAUGUCUUCAUUGGCGGGUUUGUGCCUCAAAACCUCUCCGAUCCUAAGACCUUCGAUGUCUGACAUUUUGCUUACCAUAGCGGAUAAGAUAACUUCAAUUUACAACGAUGAAAAAGUGUCGGACUUCUGAGUUCUGACCUAUGAUUCGUGGGGAAAUUAUUUGUGAUGAAUACUUGUAAAUUGUUUUGAAAAGGUAUAGCAAAUGGUGACAAACAUUACUAGUAGAGAAAAUGAUUGAUUGUUUAAACUCUUUGAAGAUGCACGAUAGAGUGAUUAAGGUUGAAUCAAACAAAGACAUAUAAAGUUUACAUUGAUUUUAGGUUAGGAGUGUUAAUUUGUGAGUAUAUUUCAUUAAGGUGUGAUGAUGAUUGUGUGGAGAAUGGGCACAAUAUGCUUUUAAAACUUUUACUCCACUCAACCCCUUC
Impatiens glandulifera is the source of this 1374-nucleotide messenger RNA. RefSeq names its product probable receptor-like protein kinase At4g10390. The coding region runs from base 69 to 1079 and encodes 336 amino acids. Gene Ontology annotation, cellular component: plasma membrane. Gene Ontology annotation, biological process: protein phosphorylation. Lineage: Eukaryota; Viridiplantae; Streptophyta; Magnoliopsida; Ericales; Balsaminaceae. The record is from RefSeq and is a predicted model, not a curated record. Gene Ontology annotation, molecular function: ATP binding; protein kinase activity. The transcript has 2 exons.